AUGGGGGCCCAACAUGGACAUGGACAUGGACGUGAACGUCAAGGCGCCGAGACGAGGAAACGUGUGUGGCCUGGAUUGUUUCUCAGAGGCGUGGCUAUUAUCGUCGUCUUAGUGCUCUCGCAGCUUGUGCUCGGUGACGGUGACGCCAAGCUCCAGCUCCAGUUUCCCCAGCGGUACCAGCACCAGCUCCAGCAGCUCCGGCUCCCGCUGCGACAAGACUUGCUGUCCACCUCUGCUUCAUUUUCAAUUUCCUCCCUCCUCCUCCUCCUCUCUCCUUCAUCCUUACAUCACCUCCUCCUCCCUCGACUUUAUCCUUCCUCCUCGCCGCCUGCUCCUGCAGCCUCCGAACCCGUCUGCCAUAUUCCCUCUCCCUUCUCGACUGCGCCGCCCACCUCACGACCCAUCGCCAUGGCUCUCGCCGACGAGUCUAACCGUGUCGUCCAAGAGUUCGACUUUACCAAUGACGACCUGAACCGUCAUGUCAAGGAAUUCUUGAGGCAGAUGAACGAGGGCCUCUCGAAGGAGGGUACCAGCCUCCAGCAGAUCCCAACCUAUGUCACAGGCGUCCCCAAUGGCACAGAAAAGGGUCUGUAUCUUGCUGUCGAUCUCGGCGGAACAAACUUUCGAGUUUGCUCCAUCAUGCUCAACGGCGACACCACCUUUAACCUAACCUUUAACAAGGUCGCCAUCCCCAAGGAGCUCAUGGUCGCAAAGACCGCCUCCGAGCUCUUCUCCUUCCUCGCCAAGCAGAUCGAGGUUUUCCUCAAGGAGCACCAUGCCGAGCACUUCAACAGCCACCUGCGCCGGCGCAACACCUACAGCACCGCCUCGGGCUACCGAGACGAGCACAUCUUCCGCCUGGGCUUCACUUUCAGCUUCCCCGUCAAGCAGCUCGCCAUUAACAAGGGCCUGCUGAUCCGAUGGACCAAGGGCUUCGACAUCCGCGAUGCUGUCGGCAAGGACGUCUGCGCACUGCUUCAGACCGAGAUCGACAAGCUCCAGCUCCCUGUCAAGGUUGCGGCGCUGGUGAACGAUACUGUCGGCACGCUCAUGGCUCGUUCGUACACCUCGACCGGCAAGAGCCGAUCUAUCCUGGGUGCCAUUUUCGGCACUGGCACCAACGGCGCCUACAUGGAGAAGCUGGAUAACAUCAAGAAACCCAUCACAGGCGACUAUGACAAGUCAACGGGCGAGAUGGUGGUUAACACAGAAUGGGGCUCCUUCGACAACCAGCUCAACGUUCUCCCCUCGACGGCAUGGGAUAAGGCCCUGGAUGCCGAGAGUGUGAACCCCGGCGACCAAAUGUUUGAGAAGCGCGUGUCAGGCAUGUUCCUGGGCGAGAUCGUGCGACUUGCCGUGGCCGACAUGAUUAACAGCGAAAAGUCGUCCUUGUUCAAGGACCUCAACUCUAGCUCCAACGACUGGGGUUCCACGACCAACAUUGCGCCCCAAUCCGGCUUCCUCAAGCCCUGGGGACUUGACAGCUCCAUCAUGUCGGUAGCAGCGGCCGACAACACUCCCGAGCUGUCCACUCUUCGCCAGGAGCUGGAGAACCUGCUCCACGUCUACACACCCUCGCUCGAGGAUGCCCAGGCCUUCAAGUCCGUCUCCAACGCUGUCGGCCGACGUGCCGCCCGACUGUCCGCUGUCGCCAUUGGCGCCAUCGCUCUUCAGUCUGGCAAGCUCGAAGACCCCAAUGAGGAGGUCAUCGACAUUGGUGUCGAUGGCAGCUUGGUCGAGCACUACCCAUUCUUCCGCGAUAUGAUUUAUGAGGCCCUCCGCGCCAUUGACGGCAUCGGACCCAGGGGCGCCGAGAAGAUCCGUAUUGGUAUUGCCAAAGACGGUAGCGGCGUCGGCGCCGCCCUGAUCGCUCUUGUCGCUGCCGGCAGGGAGAAGCCCGAGGACUACCUGGUCGACAUCAAGGCCGAGUCCAGUCGAGGCCGCAAGUUGUCCAAUGCCAUCGCUGACGAACCCCUAAUCUCAACCACCGCGCUCGUGGUCGGCGGCAUCGUUGGUGCCCUCGCACUAGCAGCUUUCUGGUGGACCAAGCGUAGGUAG
Molecule: messenger RNA, 2058 nt
Organism: Fusarium falciforme
Lineage: Eukaryota; Fungi; Ascomycota; Sordariomycetes; Hypocreales; Nectriaceae
Product: Phosphotransferase
Exons: 5
Coding region: 1-2058 (685 amino acids)
Biological process (GO): glycolytic process; intracellular glucose homeostasis; glucose 6-phosphate metabolic process
Cellular component (GO): cytosol; mitochondrion
Molecular function (GO): D-glucose binding; ATP binding; mannokinase activity
Source: RefSeq, a predicted model, not a curated record